Cuscuta campestris is the source of this 1655-nucleotide messenger RNA. Lineage: Eukaryota; Viridiplantae; Streptophyta; Magnoliopsida; Solanales; Convolvulaceae. The record is from the annotation of a GenBank genome assembly.
CGUAAAAUCAAUAAAAAUGGUAGAAUGUUCUUUCUUUUCCUCCUCCUUCAAUUGGUCAGUCAUCUAUCUUCCCAGAUUCUUUUUUGUAAGCGUUCCGCUCCCAGGUCUCCAUCUUCAAGCGAUUUUAAUCUUCUAGAGAUAGGAGAUUUGAAAGAUGGCAGAACAAGCAAGAAAGCCUAUGCCGCAUCAUAUGUUUUUUCCUUUGAGUGGGUAUAGGAAUCCCUUGCCUCUCCUGGAGACACAUGAUCCAGAACCACGGGAAAAGAUCUUUCCGAGGAUGAGUGAUGAUAUUCGGGAUAUAAAAGAGGACAACUAUAUCUGGCACAAGAAGAAUGUUGAUGUUGUCGAGUUGUUGAAGGGGCACAACAGGGAUUUCCUGAUUAAGAAGAAGAAGAAAGGCGAAACAGAAACUGUGUGUGUUCCCAUUGAGCAGGAGCUGAAGGGCUGUUAUGUCAUUGUUGCUUGUUUCUUGGCCCCCAUACUUUCGGCUUCUACUCAUGCUGAUCCUUGCCAUGCUCUGAUACGUCUAUUUGAAGAGGUGUCUGCCCAGAGAUUGGACCCUGAAUGUAAGACUGUUAUUGUGACCAAGGUGACGCCGUGUGCCAGAGAAAUUUGGAUGGACAAAAAUGUUGAGGAGGUGGCUUUUGAUGAAUUCUUCUCCGGCUUCCCUGAGGGUUUCCUUGCCAUCCCCUUUUCAGAUUUUGAGUCUCGCGACAGAGUUUUCAGCUCUCUUAGUGAAACCAAACAGCCCUUCAUUGCAGCCCUUAUUGUUGAUCCUGAUGGCAAGGUUCUCCACAGAAGUUUUGGGUACUUAUGCUCCUAUGGGGCUGCCUUCUACCCUUUCUCCAUGGACCAUGUCAAUAGGCUUUCCAUGGGGGACGAGUGGCUCAAGAGGAGAUUGAAUCCUUUCCCUUACCAGGUUUCCCCUUCUCUUGACUACGAGUCCCCACUGUUGUCCCUUGCCCAACUCUUCAAUCACUUUCCAGAGGACGUUCUUCUAGCCGAGAUUCGUGGUCAAGACAUGGUAAAUCCUGCCCCAUUGUCUACCUUAAUGAAGGGACAACUAGUGGCAUUAUACCUCUGCGCUAACGGGCACUUCAUGGACAGUCUUGUCAAGCUCUACCUGCAAUGCAGAGAACGUGUUCCCAAGCUCGAAGUCGUGGUCGUGCCCCUAGCAUUCUCAGAUUACCCCCAGUCCUAUUACCACCACAUCAUGCUUGCCUUGGCCAAGCGCAACAUAACCACUUGGUGGGCUUUGCACCCCUAUAACGACAAGAUUAUGCGCACCCUUUCCCGUCUCUCCGGGAGGAGGGGUGGCGACAGGCUUAUCCUUGUCCCAGCUGUUGGGGAAAACUAUUCCUACUGCGGAGAUUUCAGUGCCCACGCAGUGUUAUCCCUCUUGAAAGUGUAUCCCAGGGCAUAUAAGGUGCUCCCUCCUAGCAUGUAUCCCUUCACCACAGAGAAGCUCUACAUAGAAAGGCUCUCCUCUCUGCGCCAAGUCACGCUCCCCUCUUUGUUGUGCUGUGCAGAUUUAAGCCAGACCUCUCCCCUGAGGCUUUGCAGCAGCUCCAGGGCAAGAAUGUCCUUAUGUAACGGCGUAAAUAAGAGACAAAUGUAGGAGUAACUGUGUAAAUAAACAAAUUUAGGAGUAUUUA